AAAAACGAGCCGCGAGGCUCCGCCCGAUAGCCGAGCCGAGGACGUGGUCGGGAGGACCUCGGCCGUUCAGCUUCGUGAAUCGCGAUUCCGUUCCGAGUGCCCGGUGACUAGGGACUAAUCGCGAGUGCGGAGUAACCGACGAUAAGUGACCGAGGAGAAAGUCGCCGGCGACGAGCCAAGGCGGCCGGGCUACGGAGUUCCACGGUGACGCUCCGAGUUCGAGGUUCGACUUUCGGUACCUAGCCCUCUAUCAACGAGUAUUCCGGGCAUUUUCGAGAUAUUUCCGGGCGACUCGGGCUCCCAAAGUAGAGGGAUACUCGAGAAAGUGGUGAUUUCGCGAGGUUAGGAGUGAACCUCGCCCCGAGCGGGCUCGAUACGGCCCCCGAAGGCUGGAACGCGCGUUAGCCGUGAAGUCAGCUACCGACGCCGAGUCGAGGAUAAACGCUCGAUUCGGGGAACGCCAGGAAUUCGGCCGACCUCGGGGCUGCCAUUGAAAUGCGCCGAGUGGUUUCUUCUGGAUUUAUUAUCGUGGCGCGCGGAGAUUGAUGCGAUGCGGUGAAACGGUCGAAGCUGGGCUUUCAAGAAGCUACGAGUGGAAGAUAUCAAACCCGACGCGCCGUAUUUUGGAGCGGAACCAGAUACGACAUAACCUAUCUCAAUUUUGGAGCAUAAUGAAUUCCGCCCACCUUAAAAAUCCCCCGAACCGGGAGCCUUAAGAAAUAAGACGAGGUAUAAAUCGAGGAACGGACCUGCUCUAACUGUGAAAGCUACGAGUCACGUCCAGUGAGUCACGCCGAUAUAAACGGUCACCUCCAUUUUGGAGGUUCGGCGGCUGACAAAGGCAGGGCCGAGACUCGGAUUUUUCUCGGAGGUCCCUUGCGACGCGGAAUACCGAAAUCCCUCCUACACUUGUCUCCCGAGAGGGACGUUAAGCGCCGCCGACGUAAAAGUGAGAACGCACAAAGGAGUCGAGCGGGAAAGUGGGAAAAAGAGGAGCGAGAAUCGUUAUCCGACCGGUGUGCGCUAUCGCGGGCUACGCGAUCGCUGCGAUUCCCAAUGAGACCUGUUCCACGAGUGGGUCGGUUUCAACGGAAAUAACUCCACGAUGCGGCAAAGACAAGGACGCCUUCGGAGUAGUCGGCCGUCCUCGUCCGGAGUCCUUCGCGGGCGAGCGAGUCGUGGAAAUUCCUCCGAUUUCAAUUCCGAAUCCCGGAGUAAUCCCGACUCGUAAUAAAUAUCAAAGCGACGAGGCGGAUCGAUCGGUUCCAAGGACUCUCGAUCCCCGUGCUCUGGAAAAAAACUGCCGAUUCGGAGCUACCUAGCCGAAGAAUCCCUCGAUCGGUGCCGAUUUAAUUUAAAACCCCCGAGUAAUCUCUCGAUUUGUAUAAUAAAUAUCUAAGCGACCCGGCCGGUCUUCCUUCCGAAGAAGCGAAUAAAAGAAAUCCGACCGAACGACCUCUGGAUUGCAGAUUUAUUUUUAAACUCGUCGCGUAAUUCCUCGGCCUGUAAUUUAUCGUAAGGACUACGAACGUCGAUUUGUAGCCACGACUUUCGUCCUGGGUGGGUCGAGCUCAACGAAAGCGGCAUUAAAGAGAAAUAUUGAAGGAAGGGACCGACCACGUGGGAAUCCAAAGGACGAGAUAUCCGGCGAAUUUUCUUCGAGCUUCGCCUUUCCCGUGACCACGAGGUCAUCCUCACGGACUUAACGACGUUACGAAGGCUGAAAAACGGCGUUUCCGUUGCGGAAUUUACCUGAGAGCACCGAUAUAUGUACAUGGGACAAAGGAAGGGCGAUCGGGCAACGGUCGAAGCCGAGAGGCGUCUCGUCGUUUAAUAUUUAUUAAAUGACGUAGCGGUGGCGAUCCGAGAGGAAACCCAUUUUAAAAGGAAGCGAACGACCGAUACGAGAGGUACAAGGACGAGCCCGAGACGAUCGAGCGUCAAAGUCCCAAUUGACGGAUUUCUCUCAUUUUUUGUUUUUUAAAAAAAAGCUCCUCGCCGAUUUUUCCUAUCCUCGCGGAGGGGCGCGACAUAAGGAGGCGAUCCAAGAAUAUCCCAGCCCCGUGGUCGAAAAUUUCAGGGAAGAGGAAAAAGGACACGAGGAGCGAACUGUCGACGCACUCGCUCGGCAUUCGAGACCGAAGUAGCUCGAAAGAGAGGCCGAUUUAAACGCGAGUUAACGACCGAUACGAAGGCUGCAAGGUCGGCCAAGCUCGAGGUGACGCGGUGACAAAGUCAACGUCAUCGGUUUUGUCCUUUUUACUUUUUUUCUUAUUUCCUCCGGCUGCUUUCGAGAGUACAAGGAGAACGGCCCGGCGAUACUCGUCGAUGCGGAGAUACGACGGCCGAUAAGACGCCCAGUGAAAUGCACUCGUUAGUUCCCGAUCUGCCCCGAUAAGAGGGCAGAUAAUGAGAUUUGCAUGAGGAUUAACGCGAACGACCACCACGCGGAUUCUACUGCACUCGGUGGGCUCGAAUUUGCCGAACUCAUGCCCGACAUUUUAUAUUAAUACCCCAGGACGAUAUAAUCGGGGGUUUUAUGUUUGCGAUGCCUGAAAGUGCGAAGAUGUGCCCGGAUGAUGUCGAUCGAUUUCAUUUCUCGAGUUGAUUGAGAAGGAGAAAGGCUGAUUUUGUUUUUGAAGAGGGGGCGGUCUAACCCCAUCGAGAGAAGAGAAUAGGUGGUUGGAAUUUGCGAGCGUUCUUAACGACGUUAACGAUUGGUGGUUUUUUUUUCUUUUUUUUUUCUUUGUGAAUGUGGGGAAAGUGCAGUGAAUCGUCCUUAUCGCGGACGAGUUUAACCGAGGAAGUACCCUGGAUAGUACGGCGCCAUUGAUCGUUUAUUCGUCCAGGAGUCACAGUGACGCGACAUCGGAGGAGGGAUGACAGCCGAGCUCUGGGAUGAGGUGGUUAAUGAAUUUGGCAGACCAAAAUGCAGAGGCAAAGCUGGAGCAGUCCGGAGGCGGAGGUUGCGCUUAUGCGCCCCGUAAGCACGGCCGGCUAAUAGCCCUGCAGCAGCCCACCCCCGACCAUCCUGCAGCCACACACCUGAUCAGCAGCAGGCGGGACAUGGAUGUGAGCUUUACGAACGUGUUGGAGGGGGCUCGCCAGUACUUCCAGGGACUGCCCGCGCCAAGCACGGCCGGAGGAACCGUAUCGACGGAUAACCUCGCGACAUCCACGUCGGCGUUGUCGUACGACCAUGGCAGCGAGGUGCCAACGGCGGCGACCCCGACGGUGCCCACGAGUUCCUGCCAGGAGUCCGGGUCCCGGUACCCCGACACCAGGUCGGAGGAGAACGGCCCGUCCGUGGCGCCCUACUGGAACCCACCCGGGCCGUCCGAGCUGCGGCCGAUCGAGCCGUACCCGCCCCAGCCGACGAGGGUGGAAGUGCCAGACACGAGGCCGGCGGACAGCGGAUCCGCCCUGGCGGAUCAGCCUCCGACUCUGGCCCCCGCCGUGAGUCUGACGGAGAUGCAGCCCUCGACCCAGCAGCACUCCAUCGGGUCCAAGCAACCGAACGAGAGGAACUCGCCGUCGCCGCAGCUGCACCAGAUGCAGCCCGCCAAAUCACGUUCCCCAGCCCCGGUGUAUCAGCAGCUUAACAGCGUGCAGCGGACCCCCUUCUCGUCGGCGGACAUGUUGGUAGGUCCCCAGGCCACCUUCCAGGUCGCCGAGAGGCCCGCGCCCAUGGUCGCUCAGAGGACCCAGUACUACCCCAGGUACCAUCAUCCGGACAUCACGAAGAGUGCCCCGGCGCCGCUGAGCCAGAACUCCGUGUACCAGUCGACGACCGGGGCCAGCACCACUUCCGUUCAGCAGCAAUCAGCCACCAGGCCCAGUCCGGUGGAACAGGUCACGAGCGUGGGCUCGUCGUCGGCCUCUUCGUCCUCGUCGUCGUCGUCGCAGGGGCAUCCUCAGCAGGCAGAGCAGCGCGUGCCCGCGCCCUACCCCUCGCAGAUGGCCUCCUCCUACGCACCGCAGUCGCAGAAUCACAACGUCGGUGGUUACCGGGCGUCCAGUUUCGGCCAGCAGCCGCAGAGCCACUCGCAGGUCGUGGCGUCGAAUUCGCACGGCGGGACGGCAACCGUCGUGCAUUCCACCGGCGCAUCGGCCGCGGGCCACACGGCCGCCGUGGCGCACUCCUCGCCUUCGCCGGCCAAUCCUUGCAGUCCGCAUCACGGCGGCACCAGUCACAUUCCGUCGCCGCACAAUCUUCCGCCGCACAUUCCGUCACCGCACCUGCCGCACGCACCGUCGCCCCAGAAUCCCGGCCGGGUCGGCGCCUCCCCGCACCUCCACGUCAAUCCUGGACCGCCCUAUCCUCAGCGCAUGUCGGUCGUCGGUCACAAUUCCCACGGGCCCGGCUCCCAGCAGAUGCCACCACCUUCGUCCACCUACCACACGCCCUCGCCGCACGACCAGGGCCAUCACCCGCCCUCGCCCCAUCGACACUCGCCCCACGUGUCGUCUCUUCACAAUCCACACGCCUCUCCGCAUCACACCCCCUCUCCACACCACACCCCCUCGCCACACAACACCUUCCAGCCACACUCCCCAACGUACCCACCUCCGCCACCUCCUCCACCCGUGUCCAGGUCCACCCCGCACUCUUAUAUGCCCACGACAUCGCAGCACUACCAGAGUGGUACCACCUAUCCUAGUCCUUAUCCACCACAGUCGUACCAUUCCUUCCAGAAGAACCCCGUGAGGGGGAACUACUACUCCCAGUCCAGCAGAUCUCAGCCGUACACCCAACUCGCGCCAGCGACCUCCCAAAUGCCGCCAAGUCCUGCGGUCAACAGCAAUUCGUACAUGAAUCAAUCCAAAACGAUGCCCUACAACGGGGCGGACCCGAAGAAGAGCAACCCUGCGGAGUCUAUCUCCUCUUACGGGACGUACCCCUCGCCCGUUUCCGCGCAGAGGAACGCCAACACCCACAAUUUGCCGCCCAUCGCUGCGCUGUCGUCUUACCAUUCCAACAGGAGCUCCAGAGAGCCGUUGACCAAGGCGCAGUCGAUGCAGCGACAUCGCACCCACGCCUCGGGGGCCGGCAAAGCGUCCUCGGUGAUGUCCUCGCAGGUUCAGCAGCGGCUCUCGGAGUACCCCGUGGCCCCCGUCGUCGACCACGCGGUGCCCAUCAACGGCAGAACCACUAUCGUUCCGAACUCUGCCUAUGGUAGGUUCUCCAGCCAGGGGUACCCACAGUACGCCACCACGAUCGCUCCCAGCCAUCAUGGCAGCAAUUCCGCAAACAUCACGGUAACCUGCAUAGGGACGUCCCGAACGUCCGUGCAACCUGUGGCCACGCCGGUUCACGCAUAUCCGUCAUCCAAUCCUGCGAACAGGCCGGCGGCGCCUUAUCCCAAUUUGCACCCUGAUAACUAUGGGUACAAAGAGUAUAGUUACACCGGCUCGUCGACCAGUCAGUCGGUGCCCACGGGGACCGUGACGAUGUCCACGUCCGCGCAGACAAACGGAGGAAUGCCCGGCAGGAAGCGCGAGUCGCCUCUGGACCUUUCGGUCAAGACCGUGAAGACUCCUGCCGACUCCACCGCCCAAGACGACCUCGACGCCACGGCCGGCACCGAGAAACACGUCACGAGCACUAAUGUAUCCUCUAGGAGUAACGGCAGGACGAUGCUGCCGCCCGUUCAACCUCCACCUGGAGCACCUUACCCAACAAUGGACGCUCGCACCGCCGACGGUAACAGAGGGCCUGGGUGCAUUCGCGUGUCCACGCCGCAGACCGUGUGCGCUCCGAAGGUGGACUUUUUGCCGGAUUUCAAUUCAACGCCUCUUCAUCAUCCCGGCCAGCCGUCGAGCCACGAAAACCUCAGGAGAAGCGUCUCUCAGCAACUCUACGCCCCGGGACCGCAUGUCAGUCCCGCGGCGACCGCACCGCUACCGCACAUGUCCACCUUCAAGAAGAGCUCACUGCCCACGGUGCCCGUUUACGAUAAAAAUACCCCUUACCAUCCAAAUAACGCCGCCAGGUCUUCGAGGUAUCCCACGGCGGACGCUGCCAGGACGUCCCUGCCGAUGCAAGACUACCCGUCCGACCCGUCGAAGUAUUACCUUGACAGGAGCAGGUUCCCCCAGCCUCAGCCGAGAGAUCGAGCUCCGUCCAAGCGGGUUGGGGAGACCGCGUAUGGCGGACCCUCCAAGCAACCGCGACUGGACACCUGGAGGAUGAUCAUUGAUCAACAAAUCGAACAGAGGAUCUCGGCCGCGCGCGCCAUUCGCGAGCAACAGCAGAGGCAGGAGAUGAACCUACCCGGGGCUUUGGCUAAUGGAACCGUUGGGGUCCCUCCUGUUUACGAACAGAAGCAGCCGGACAAUUCCUACCCCACGGAGUCCCAGCGAUAUCAACCUUACUGUGAUAAGAGGAGCUAUCCGGACGCCAAGAUGGCGCGGAGCUCUCCUUCCUAUUCUCAUCCAUCGUCGAAGGCACCCGGUGUCCAGGUCAUUGGUCAACCUUCUGCCAGCCAGGCGUCUUAUCAGGGCUAUAGACAGAACCAGAGGGUACCGGCCGUCCAACCCGUGGAUCAGCCUAUCAACACGGGCGCCGAUAAGAGGGUCCUCAGCCUCCUGAGGAACAGUCUCGAGAACAAGCAGCAACGCGAGGAGCAGCUCAACAGUCAACAGCCGAUACUCGUUAAUCACAGCCAGCAGAGCUUCCAGAACAAGGUGGUCGCCCCUGUCGAGCCCAAGACGAACAUUGGCAGACACAACCUGUCACCGUUUACGGCAGCGAGUCUGCUGGAACGUAAUAGCAACACACCUCCUCAUUACAAGUUUCACAUGCCAAGAGCCGUAGAUUCCAUCACCCAAGAAGCACCGAGGAGCUUGUACGCCUCUAAAGUAAAUUCGUCGGCUACGUUACCUGGCAAGGAAACGCUGCUCGGUCCUCGUGGUGCCGAAAAUCAAAUACACCGGGACAAGGAUGAUGGACUUGCCGCCAUAUUGGCGGCGAAGAUAAGGACGAAAGCUGAGCUUAAGCAGGUGGGAACGGGUCAGUUUAUCGCGAAACCUAUGUCAGUUCCGUCCCAAGAUUCCUCCGUAACACCUAAAGAUCACGAGAUCGUUGCCUCGACUUCCACGUCUCAAUCCGGAUCGUCAGCGGGGAGUCCCCCGAAACUGACGAGAGAAAAGACCGCGUGUUUGCCUCCCAGGAGACGUUUGUUCUCCAGAACGGACGAAGAAAACAUGCCGGUUGCGGCAACGAUUCCGGUUCCGGUCCCGGUCGCUGCGGUACCGUCGACGGUACCGCCUCGAGCCAGUGGCUUUAGAAGUUCCUCGGAAACCUCGGUCUUCGACUUUCGGGAAAGCGAUUCCGAGGGCGAAAUGCCGGUCUUGGAGAGGCAGACUUUGGAGGAGAUGAGGAGGGACCGGAAGCAGCUGUCGAAGGUUCAGCCACCGGUAUCGCUUAACGACGCGAUGUGCAUCGGAAUGGCAUCCUCGUUGGACCUCGUAAAGAUAGAGCUUAAGGAAAACGAUAAAGUUACCGCGCUGGACCCCCUUUGGGCGACAACUUGUGAUAAGUUCAUGGAACAGUUACGAAGCGGCGACGCGAUGAAGAAGCGUGGUCGUCGGAAAAAGGGUGACACCACCGUGCCAUCAAAAACGGAGCCCGAUAGCGAACCGAACAAAGACUCCGACGUCACGCAGUUACCAGAAAUCAAACCAGAGGACAUCAAGCAGGAGGUCCAAGAUGCCGAGCCGUCCGUGGAAAAGGAGGAGCCGGUCGUUAAGGAAGAUAAGCAAGUUGAAACCGCGGUCAAGGUGGAGGUUAAACCCGAAUCAAAGGAAAAGGUAGAGGUCAAGGAAGAGACAAUGGACAAGAACUCGGGAGAUGAUUCCGACGAAUUGCCGCUGAUUCAUCGGACCCAGAAAAUGAAAACGAAAAAGGAGGAGAGCGAUGGCGAAGACGAAAUCAUAUGCAGGAAACGAAGAGUCCGUAGAGGUAGUAGGAUUAAGUUAGAAUCUUCCAGUGGUAGCGAAAGCUCCAGCGAAGAGAGCGACGCUAGCACUGAAUUCGGCAACUGUUCCUCGGUUGCCGAUAGACUUCGAGCUAGGAAGAGAUCGGCUGCAAAUGCGGAAAAUGAACGAAUGAAAUUACGCUCGAGGGAUACCACUCCGCAGAAAGGUAAACGCGACAAGGAACUGAAAUCUUCGUCGUCCAAAUGUGGUGCUUCGCAAAAGUCGAAGCCCAAGCCGUUGUUCGGAGAUGGUAGCGACUUCCGGCCUGGCUGGGAGGAAGAAGUAUACGUAUAUAAGAAAUCCCUAAGAAUGCCAACGAGACUAAUUACGGUAUCGAAACCUUCGAGGUUUCACCGACUGUCGACCUCUCUACCGGAUCUUGAUCCCGGAUCUCCAGCUUUGUCCAUCUCCAUGGACAGUUCCGACGUUUGUCUAACCAGGAAGAGAGUGAUCGACAGCGAUUUAGAUUCUAACAGUAGUUUUAGUAUAGCUGGUAUCGGCAGCAAGGUCGACGACGAGGAAGCUACUUCGUCCACCACCAUAUCCUGUCCACCAAAAACUACCGGUAGACGCUCCGAAAGUAAUUCCAUAGUCGAUCUCUUGGUGCAGAAAGUCGGUACCAGUAAAAGGGAUCAAAAGAAGAAGCAAGCAAAAGAUAAACUGGAAAAGGGUACGAAGACGUUACCUAGAGGUAGUAACGAGCCGGAACUACUGCCUACCCCGAGCCUUACGCCACUUUUGUGCAAUGAAACCUCACCGAAAACAAAAGGCAAGACUCCCGUUAAGAACAACAAGUCGCCCAAACCUAUCAACGUCACCGACUCCUAUCUUCUUGGCUACUUCCGCAAAGAAACGGUGAACAACUUCCGAGACACUUUUAAGAAUAAUCACGCUUUGCCCAAUGAGUUCUCCACGUUUAUAUUGAAAAGUAGGACGAGGACGGAGACCAGGGUCCUGAAGAAGCAAGCAACUAUAAGGGAAGUUUUUGGGGAAGAUAGACCAGCCUCGGCACCACCCAUUGCCACUCGGGGAGAUACCUCGCAGGAUGACGAUUCGCAAAAUGAUGCGCCGGAUCGCAUUUUAGGGAGACCAAGGACCCUGAAGCAGAAGGUCGUAUCCAGAUUAUGGAACGCCGGUAUGCUGCGGAGCCACAAAGCCAUUGUUAACUCGAAGCGGCAUUUGUUGAUUUCAAAGAGGCGGAAGGACCUUUUGAAAUCCCUGGCAGAGAAAAAACUCGAGAACCUGAAAAACGAGGCUGAAGAGGAGGAAGAGGAGGAGGACGACGAGGAAGAGGAGGAAGAAGAAGAUACCUCGAUGACGAGAGACGAUGCAAAUGACGCUCACGAGGCAGAGAAUAAUGAGCCCGAGGCUGAUAACGCUGACGAGACGGAAGUUCCUAGUAAAAAGAAGCUGAAGCUGAGAACUGGACGACGGAAAUUCCGUUCCGGGUUUGAUUAUAUCAGGAAGAAGAAGAAACCUCUGAAGAAGGACGAAGUUCCUCCGAAGGAAAGAAAAAGGGUUAUAACUAGACCGAGCCCAGAAAGCGUGGCAGAUAUUCAGUCUGAAAUCAGAACGUGGGUCAUUAAAAAAGGAGUUGGAGAGACGAUUUUACAUCGAGCUGCUAGACUUGGAUAUACGGACGUAACCGCCUAUUGCCUGGAAAAGCUGAACAGUGCACCAAGUCCUAAAGAUAAUGCGGGGUAUACUCCUCUUCAUGAAGCGUGUUCCCGAGGCCACCUUGAAAUCGCAAGGCUCUUAUUAGCUUACGGAGCGAACGCAAGUGAAAGUGCUAAUGGUGGUAUAAGGCCACUUCACGAAGCUGCGGAAAACGGUGCUACCGAACUCGUUCGACUACUGCUCUCUUAUGGUGCUGAUCCACUAUUGGCAACAUACUCUGGACAAACCCCAUUGAUGUUAGCAGUGGACACUGACGCAUACUCGAUACUUGAACAGCAUCUAGACGAUGUACAAGGACGUACCAACACACCUUGGAACUUCGGUGGUCCAGCAUCGAUUUUUGACCCUGAGGAGACGGGUUACAAUCCAUUAGAGGAUCCACCAAUGGAGACUCCUGAGCCUCAGGUCGACGAGAUCGAAAUGGAAGUCAGCGACAUCAGCCUCCCAGCCCUCUUUUCAUUGACCAACGAUCCUGAUAAAUGGGUGCUUUUGCAAGAUUUAAUGGCAGCAUUACGCGUCAAGAGUCGCGACGCUCUGUUACGACAGAUCAAUCCGAAAGCUUCUUCGGGACCACCAGCGAUAGCUCAUCGAGACGUAAUGAGAGAGCUGAAGCUUCCAGACUUCCUGGAGCAGUCCCGAUGUUGUCACCUGCUGAGCGGUGGUGAGAGAAUCAACGUUCGCGGUUCGAAAGUAACUCUAAUCAAAUACAGCGAGAAGGUGAGAUCAUUGUUGAAUGUCGAGCGCGUGCUCAUCACCUUGAGGUGACAAGAACCAUCGCUUGGGGGAUCUUCCCCAAGGUCCAACCCGUCGACGUCGAUCCUUAUUAAGGAAUCCACGAAGAAAAUCGAUGUAAAGAACGCGGUGCUGCAGAAAGUCGAUGAAAAGACUGGAUUGCUGAAGAAGGAAAAAUUAGUCAAGAAGCGUCAGGGUAAUCGCAACUCGACUGACUGAAUCCUGAUAGACAAUUUACUUAUGUCCGAAGUAAUGGAACUGCGUUGCAAUUCAGAUACCCGAUGUCAAGGGAUUCUGGAUUCUCAGCUUCCAGUGGAUGAGGCUCGAAUUAAAUUCAAAGUUCUUUCGGUCUCGCAUGAAAGCGAGCGAAUAGAGUAAAUUAACGGAAACAGAACUAAAGGAAGAACAUUUAUGCGAUGGAUCCUUAGAAUUUUAUAAGGAAAGUGAAGUUGCUAAUGUUUCCGAGUUGUCUGCAGAUUGAUGAACAAGUUUCGCUUAAAGAUAGGAUUAGACAGACACAUAUUAGACAGAGCAAGUAAAGAAAAGUGUUGAAGAUGAGGAAGGUUAAGAUUCGACAGGGUAAUUGUAAUCCGCCAGGCUUCAUGGUUAAUAAGUGCGGACUUAGGCCAAAGCAAGAGAGACGAAGAGUUCUCAUUAAGAUGUUGUAUCGAUACUCGCGAUACGUAUGCAAUUCAAAUCUUCAUAUAUUUACUCGACUAUACAAGAAUAAAGUGAAGUCUGCUAAAUCUCGAGCACUUCAUAAAUCCGAAGUGGGACAAGAUAUUGCUUCAACUUAAUGUCGACCUCUCUUCAACUGGAUAUCGAUCACGCUCAAGAAUUAGUCAAAAGAAGAAUACGACUUGACACAUCGUUUCAUUGUGUUAGGUUGUUCUUGUUCAGUGGAACUCUCUAACGGAAGCUCAUUUAAUGGAAUCCCAACUAUAGUCCUAGUCCUAAAGAAAUAGAACUGUGUUAAAUGUUCUGGUACUCGAGAAGAGCAUUUUGGCACGAGAUGACCUGGAUUAAUCCAAUCCCACAUAUAGUACACAGACACACUGACACAUACCUAUCGUUUACUAAAAUGACUAUCAAAUUCUAACGUAUCGUUAUGGAUUUCAAUAUUUUUAAAGACUCGCUAACAAGCUAGUGAUCAAGAGGUGGCUUCUGAUUGACUUCGACAAUGUCUUGAACGAUCUACGGAUAGCCUAGAACAAUUUUUGCGAUCUCGUGGGAGCUGUUAUACCAUAAUAGAUAAACAAAAAAAACGUAAAUGGCAGCCUUUUAUCGAUCCUGCAAUGUUUCACCAGGAAGUUAGCUGAACCAGUCAGACGUCAGCCAUGAUUUCUGAGUGUCUUUAAAAAUCUGGCGAAUUCAGCUUUGUCAUCUUGGCCCCAAGGGCGGAAAAGUAUUCUUGUAGCUCCCUGUCUCGGUUCUCAAAGGAACAAUGUUGCAUUCUGGUGGAGUGCACCUUUAAGACUCUCUUUCAACCUCGUGCGCGCCCAAUGUCUGCAUCGCACACGAGAGGCAUGUUUCGUAAAAACACGAGGCACUAGGUACACAAUAUUAACGAUAAACGUAUAUUAUAAGGACCGUGCAAUUCUAAUGCAAUGAGGGAGGUUCAGAAAGACACGGUUUAGGUUUAACUUGGACAAGAGUGAGAGGACAACAAAGCAGAAAUCUGUGACAUUAUGUAAGAGUAUUUAUUCGAGAUGUAUCCAUAGGAGGACGAUAUUUUAUUAACAUGCCUAGUGGCUGGUUAAAUACGGAUUUUAAUCUUAAACGCUUUUUAGAGGGAAACUGCCGCUACGACAAUAGGAUGCACGUACAUUCGGGGGAGCGAAUUUUAGCGAGGUGUCCAUGCUCUGUCUUUCAUGGGUAGGAGGUCGAGAGGCCGGUCGCUCGAUUAGCAUGAACUGCGUGAAAUUUUUUUUUUUCUUAGACUACUACAAGCGUACAUACUUAGGCAUACGUUCAUGAAAGUACCGUACGUCGCGGUGAACCAAGAGGGUCCCGAUAAUUCAAGUGACACUCGAUCGUGGAGUAGGUUGGCGUGGAGAAUAACGAUUAAUUUUCGACUAGACUUAUCCUGAUCGACGAGUUAACGGACGAGUCUGAUUAAGCUAAAACUUCGCUUUGGUACGCACUUUGUUUUAGAACGUCGCUGCGAUAUCCGUUGCGAUUUGAACAGGCGAAAACGCGACUUCGGCAUCGAAUCGUUUUGCUACCACGUUACCACUUUUUACUUUAGUUGCCAUUUAUAUUGUUCUUUCUUGUUGCUCGAGACUCUGUAAAUUACGUUCGACUUUGCUAGUUUUGUAGGCUUCCUCCGUAGAUGCAUAAUCGCGUUGGCGCUAAGGAGCAUUUAUUAAGUUGGGAAGUGCAAUUCGAAGUGAGUUAGCGAAAAACUCGUUGACGAGUGGGUAACGCAAUUGAGGAUUUUUCAGGUGAAAAAGUUAUAUCUCUUAACAAACGUGUGUACGCUUUAGAUGUACCUAUUCGACUAGAUUCGAGAUUCUAAUUUGAAUCUACUAAAACGAUAAAUCCUUGUUUAAACGCACUGCUAUUGAAUUGAAUUACUAACGUUAUGUUAGAACGUUACAUUAGAAUCGUAAAGGAACUAACGAAUAUCAAAUAAACGAAGAUAUUGACAUUUCUUCCCAAGUCUUUUUACUUGUCGCGUAACGUCCUACUAACACAAAGCUUUGAAAUUGAAGGACUACAUGUAACGCGUACGUAAGUUAAUGAAAUUAAUUGAAAUUCAGUUAAAUCGGUUUGAAAUAUUUCUCAAUGAUUCGUGUAUAAGGUUUUCACCUGGAGUAGUAGUAAUCAUUUAAGGGCAAUAUCGAUUGAACGAUCAAGCAAAAUUCUCUGUGCAAUAACGUAUCCAGCCGACCUAAUAAUUUAACUUUCUCGUUGAUUUCGUUAUAAUUGGCCGGUGGGGAAGGUCGAGAGACCGAGAGAACACGGCAUAGUCGAUUAAAUGAAAUCGAAUGAAAUGAUAUAUUUGCGAGUCGAAAGUUAGACUGAAACGACAAGUAUGAAACCGCGUACUUAUUCUUGAUACGAGGUCCACAACGUCCACGGUAGAUUAAAACAAAAUGGGGUCGCAGCGGGAUCUCGGAGCGCCUCGUAGAGCUUCUUAAGUUUACGUUCACUACAAAAUGUUUCUUUGAGCGCUGUAAACAUACUUGUAAUCCUUAUAAUCAGUCUCAGGGAAAUCUAUGUGUAUUCUCGAUACCUGUGCGUUACACAAGCUAGGACGAACGAUGUACGUUCAGGCACUACUUUAACGGGCCUUCGACCUGACCGACGUACGACUAUUUAAUAUGCACCAAUGUAUAAUAGUUAUUCUAUAAUUCUUCCAAAAGUAACGGCCGAUAUACUCGUGCCUGGGCGUACCGUCCUUUAACUUUAUUUAGUUGCGAGUGGAAACGCGGUGGACGGUACACGGUCUUGUACAUAUACUAUUUUAAAUAGAGCACUGAGAACGUGGCUAAGCUCACUCUUCUGAUCGUGGGCAAUUCCGCGAUUCUGUAAAGUAACGAGUGUACGUACUGUAUAUGUAUCGUUGGAGUAAGUAGAGAAACGGUGUAAGUAGAUGCGCGAUGUUCGUUUGUAUCAAUGUAUUCUUCUGUAUGCGAAGGCAUACCGGUGUUAUGUAGUUUACAUUGUAACUCGUCGAUUACUAAGUACGCAGCUAGACGCAAACGCGUGUGUACAUAUUUUCAAACGAUUACUACUACGACUAUUACUAUCCGCUUUUUUAUUGUACUAUAUAUACAUAAUAGUUACUGUAUCGAUGUACAUUUUCUUAGACGUAACGUCCCCCCACCUUGUAUUUAUAUAUUCAAGAAACUUCUAAAUGUGUUAUAAUGCUACUGCUUUAUGGAGAAAAAAAGAGAAGAAAUUAUA
This is a messenger RNA of Orussus abietinus, 14301 nucleotides long. RefSeq names its product serine/arginine repetitive matrix protein 2. Gene Ontology annotation, biological process: negative regulation of transcription by RNA polymerase II. The record is from RefSeq and is a predicted model, not a curated record. Gene Ontology annotation, cellular component: nucleus. NCBI's taxonomy places the organism in Eukaryota, Metazoa, Arthropoda, Insecta, Hymenoptera, Orussidae. The transcript is spliced from 11 exons. The coding region runs from base 2899 to 10422 and encodes 2507 amino acids. Gene Ontology annotation, molecular function: protein binding; transcription corepressor activity.